AUGUCUGCCGAGUACACNCCCGAGACCUCCACUGGCGUCGCUGGUGACAACGACUACCAGAGCCGUACCGGCCAGAGCGAGAUCCCCGUUCAGAAGGACGAGGCUACCAUUGAGGACCCCAUUGACCCUGACACUGCCGACUCCGACAAGGUCCUUGGUAUGUAUUCAAUCUUACCAAGUACUCAACACAUGGCUAACACCUUGACAGAGCAAGACGAGAAGGCCGCUAUGAACGAGGACAACAUCAUCGAUGGCCGCACCCGUGGUGCCGCUAAGCCCAAGGGCUCUUACCAGGAGCCUGGUGACGAGGAGGUGAGUUUCUUCGAUUAUCUUAGACAUAAGAAUAUUGUCGCUGAUAAUCUACAAUAG
Aureobasidium musti is the source of this 369-nucleotide messenger RNA. NCBI's taxonomy places the organism in Eukaryota, Fungi, Ascomycota, Dothideomycetes, Dothideales, Saccotheciaceae. The record is from the annotation of a GenBank genome assembly.